Molecule: messenger RNA, 2334 nt
Organism: Cornus florida
Lineage: Eukaryota; Viridiplantae; Streptophyta; Magnoliopsida; Cornales; Cornaceae
Product: protein NRT1/ PTR FAMILY 7.3-like
Exons: 5
Coding region: 104-1903 (599 amino acids)
Biological process (GO): transmembrane transport
Cellular component (GO): membrane
Molecular function (GO): transmembrane transporter activity
Source: RefSeq, a predicted model, not a curated record
CAUUGCAUCCCUUUUAUCUCUCACUCCCUUCUCUAUCUAGCUCCAACAUAUUUCUUCUCUCUCUCUGCAUUUUGAUAGUUCUUGUUCGAGUAAGAGAACACCAAUGGCUUGCUUAAAUAUUGUUAAAGCGGAUGACAUUGAGGAAAAUAUAGUAAAGCAACAAGAAAAUUGCACCCUUGAUGGAACUGUUGAUCAUCGUGGUCACCCAGCAGUGCGACGAAGAACUGGUACAUGGAUCGCUGCAAUUCUCAUACUUGUGAACCAAGGACUUGCUACACUGGCAUUUUUUGGGGUGGGUGUCAACUUGGUGUUGUUUCUGACUAGAGUGAUGGGCCAAGAUAAUGCCGCUGCAGCUAACAACGUUAGCAAAUGGACCGGCACCGUCUACAUCUUCUCUCUCCUCGGCGCUUUCCUCAGCGACUCCUACUGGGGACGGUACAAGACCUGUGCCAUCUUUCAGGCCAUCUUUGUCGUUGGCUUGGUAUCACUGUCAUUGUCAUCGUACAUUUUUUUAGUCAAGCCUAGUGGCUGUGGUGAUGAACAAACUCCAUGUGGGUCCCACUCGAGCGUCCACGUCACGUUGUUCUACUUGUCAAUUUACUUGAUUGCCCUUGGGAAUGGGGGGUACCAACCUAAUAUUGCUACAUUUGGGGCAGAUCAGUUUGAUGAGGAUGACCCUAAGGAAGGGCACUCAAAGGUGGCCUUCUUUAGCUACUUCUAUUUGGCCUUAAACCUUGGUUCACUCUUUUCAAACACCAUAUUGGGCUACUUUGAGGAUGAAGGAAUGUGGACACUGGGUUUUUGGGCAUCUACUGGCUCUGCCGUUGUGGCCCUGGUCUUGUUUCUUGUAGGGACCCCUAGGUACAGGCACUUCAUACCUAAAGGAAACCCUCUCUCCAGAUUUUGCCAAGUGGUGGUUGCUGCAGCCAGAAAAUGGAAGGCUGAGAUUCCAUCUAAUGCAGAGGAGCUACAUGAAGUGGAUGGAAAGGCAUUUUCUUAUAAUGGGGGCAGACAAAUACUUCAUACCCAAGGAUUCAAAUUCUUGGAUAGGGCGGCGAUUAUCACAUCAAAGGAGUGCACCUCAGAGGGCAGAGUUCAUAGUCCUUGGCAUGUCUGUCCUGUGACACAAGUGGAAGAAGUGAAAUGCAUACUAAGACUUCUCCCAAUUUGGCUAUGCACAAUACUUUACUCAGUAGUCUUCACUCAAAUGGCCUCCCUCUUCGUGGAACAAGGCGCCGCAAUGAAAACCACCAUCUCAACAUUCCACAUCCCUCCGGCAAGCAUGUCUAGCUUCGAUAUCCUCAGCGUUGCAGCAUUCAUUUUCAUUUACAGGCGGAUUCUCGACCCCCUUGUAGCCAGGCUGAGAAAGAAAGGACUCACCGAGCUUCAAAGAAUGGGAAUCGGACUAGUCAUAGCUAUAAUGGCAAUGGUUGCAGCUGGGACUGUAGAGCAUUUCAGGUUAAAGACUGCACAGAAAGAUUGCAGAAACUGCGAAAACUCGAGCUCGCUGAGCAUCUUUUGGCAAAUCCCACAAUAUGUACUGGUAGGAGCAUCAGAGGUGUUCAUGUAUGUAGGUCAACUGGAGUUCUUUAAUGGGCAGACACCAGAUGGAUUGAAGAGCUUUGGGAGUGCACUUUGCAUGACAUCCAUAUCACUAGGAAACUAUGUCAGUAGUUUGCUAGUGACCAUUGUCAUGAAAAUCUCAACUAAAGAUAAAAUGCCAGGAUGGAUCCCUGGAAAUCUUAACAAGGGUCAUUUGGACAACUUUUAUUUCUUGUUAGCAGCUUUGACAACUGCAGAUUUGAUGGUCUACAUUGUGUGUGCCAAGUGGUAUAAAUAUAUCAAGUUUCAAGGUAAGGGUGGAGACAAUAGUGUCAACCAAGGCAGUGACUUGAGAGUCUAGGAGUAUGAUUUUUAUUUUCCAAGGUGGCCUUCAAACCUCCGACCGCUUUCCUUUCCCUUCUCGCCGAGGAAGUGAAAAACGGAACCUCCGACCAUUUUCCUUUCCCUUCUCGCCGAGGAAGUGAAAAACCGAACCUCUGACCGCUUUCCUUUCCCUUCUCGCCGAGGAAGUGAAAAAGGGAUCCAUCUUUAGUUGGUGGGUGGGGGAGAUCAAAUAAAGGGUAUAAAAGGAUAGUAAUACUUGCAAUGAAGCGAGAGAAAUGCCUUUUUCAUUUCUCUAAGUUGAGCAUGCAAUGGAUACAAUCCUUUUCUUUUUUUAUAUAUAUUUUAUUAUUAUGGUCAAUGCAAUCUAAACUGCAAGUUUUCCUCUAAGGUUUGUAUAGAAAACUCCUUUAGUGAUGUACAUAAAAUUGUCUUUUCUUUUGCAUUCGA